UCUUUAUCUGAUGAAGCGCUCGACAAUUCGUUUGAGGACUGCACUACUAUUUGUUUAUAUCCUAUUUUCUGCAAUGUACGUGAAUUUAAAGGACUACAUGUCUGGAGGAAUAUUUUUCCCCCAAUUUGGAUUGAAGGUUAUAUCAUACUUUUGACAAUUUACUUUUUGUUUGACGGUGGUUGGUUGGAUCCAUUGCCUUGCGUCUGGUGUUCUAAUGAUGAAAGACAUUUUGUCACUUCCGUAAACGAUAAGUUCUCUUGUUUCCAACCAUUGGUCGGAGUUUGUCCUCCGGUUGUGGAUCAUGUUGAUGUUCAAUGUUUAGGAUUAACAAUGGGUCGUUUCAAUCAUCCUCACUUGAUGCAGCUUAUUGGAAUAGCAUUUGCGGACGGAAGAAUUCCUAUAAUAGUUACAGAUUACAUGGAAAAUGGUGAUCUGAGGUCUUAUCUUCGUGAUAUUUCCAAGGUAUUUGUCAACAAUGAGUUGUUUACCUUUUUUUCCAUUUAUGUUCGAGUAACACAGUUUUCACUCUGUGUAGACUACAGGUUGGACUCCGAUCUUAACAUCAAGAUUGGCGAUUUUGGAUUGUGCCGAAGAGUCAGUGAUGAGAGCGAGUGUUACAAGCCUUCUCAUAAGCACCGUGAUGUCCCCUUUCCAUGGAUGGCACCAGAAGCGAUGAGAAUUGUUUGUUUUCAGUUCACGUUUCAAAACGAUGUAUGGGCAUAUGGCGUUGUUCUUUGGGAACUCACCACUCGGGGAUUGAUGCCAUAUGCUGGCAAGAACGGAAUCGAAAUAUUGGAAUUUCUACGGGCGGGUAAUAGGCUGGAAAUGCCUGAAUAUUGCCCUUUGGAAUUGUACAACGAAAUCAUGCUACCUUGUUGGCAUGCUGAUCCACAGCAGCGUCCAACUUUCGCGGAUUUGGUGACCUUAAUGAAUAAUUUAGUCGCUUCUAUGGAAAGUAGUCAACUUAACCGUCUGUCUUGUAAUUACGAAAAAGUGAGUUCUGCACCUCAACUGAGUGGAAUAUCGUAA
Messenger RNA from Angiostrongylus costaricensis, 1029 nucleotides. The record is from the annotation of a GenBank genome assembly. Lineage: Eukaryota; Metazoa; Nematoda; Chromadorea; Rhabditida; Metastrongylidae.